Molecule: messenger RNA, 1106 nt
Organism: Beta vulgaris subsp. vulgaris (sugar beet)
Lineage: Eukaryota; Viridiplantae; Streptophyta; Magnoliopsida; Caryophyllales; Amaranthaceae
Product: probable NAD(P)H dehydrogenase (quinone) FQR1-like 1
Exons: 4
Coding region: 280-891 (203 amino acids)
Molecular function (GO): FMN binding; NAD(P)H dehydrogenase (quinone) activity
Source: RefSeq, a predicted model, not a curated record
AUCAUUCCUCACCCUUUGUUCCCCUGGUAUUGAAUGGCAAUAUGCCAUAAUAAGUAGGACGCGUAAGUAGAUACGUCUGAAAAGGCUGCUAAAGAAGUAGGUAAUCUUCCUAAAUUGGAGCCCUUCUGAAGAGCGACAAAUCGGUAUUAAUCAGUACUACUGUACUUAAAACACUAUAUAAACAUAGCUUCUACCCCCAACAUUUUAAUCAUUCGCCUCAACAAUUACAACUACACACAGUAAUAGCAGAAGCAACCAAGAGUGUUCACUCUUCUGAAAAUGUCCACCAAAAUUUACAUCGUUUACUAUUCAAUGUACGGACAUGUUGAAAAGCUAGCAGAGGAGAUACUAAAAGGAGCUGCAUCUGUUGAAGGAGUUGAAGCAAAACUCUGGCAGGUUCCCGAAACAUUGCAUGAUGAUGUGCUUGCAAAGAUGAGUGCACCCCCGAAGACUGAUGUCCCAAUCAUCACACCUAAUGAGCUUGCUGAGGCAGAUGGGUUUCUUUUUGGCUUCCCCACUAGAUUUGGCAUGAUGGCUGCUCAAUUUAAAGCAUUUAUGGAUGCUACUGGGGGACUCUGGAGAACACAACAACUUGCAGGCAAACCUGCAGGCAUCUUUUACAGUACAGGAUCGCAAGGUGGUGGGCAAGAGACUACCCCCUUGACAGCCAUCACCCAACUCACCCACCAUGGAAUGAUCUUUGUGCCCAUCGGCUACACCUUUGGAGCUGGCAUGUUUGAGAUGGAGAAAAUCAAAGGAGGAUCGCCUUAUGGAGCAGGGACUUUUGCUGGUGACGGUUCAAGACAACCUUCUGAGCUUGAACUAGAGCAAGCUUUCCACCAGGGAAAAUACUUUGCCACCAUUGCAAAGAAGCUUAAAGCUGCUGCUUGAAAGAUUCAUUUCGUCUAUAAAGGAUCUUAUUAAUACUCGAUUACUCUCAUAUUGUUUUGUGACAUGUAUGUUCUCUGUUAAAUCCCCUUGGUGCUUGCAUUAUCAAAUACGUUUGCUUCUGGAGUGUUGAUUUGUUUCAUUGUGUUCUUAUAUAUAUACAUAUAUAGUGAAAUCUGAAUUCAGUAAGCUAUAUACUAAGAAGGGUUUCCUUAUAA